AACGGAGAUUCGACUCAUUUGAAGCCCUCCAGCGAAUGAAACACUGACUAUAAGGAACCGGUUGGGAUUCGUUGUUGUGUUGCUUUUGUGGGACAGCGUCCAGUUGCCAAGGAACCUGCUUAAUCUGUCCAAAAUCCAACAGCCUCAUUGCAACCAUCAAAAAUGGUGAAGAUAUUUGUUGGUAAUGUAGCUUCGGCGACCACAGAAGCAGAGCUGCGUGCCUUGUUUGAACAACACGGUGUUGUGUCAGACUGCGACAUCCUGAAGAACUAUGGCUUUGUGCACAUGGAUGAAGAGGAUGCGGCCCAGAAAGCGGUUGCUGCUUUGCACAAACAUGUGCUCAAUGGCUCACGCAUCACCGUCGAGUAUGCCACCACCAAGGUGCGCAAUGCCACCAAGAUCUACGUGGGCAACGUGCCUGAGGGUGUCACAGCUUCCAAAAUCAAGGAGCUCUUCCAGCCAUAUGGCAAGGUGGUGGAGUGUGAUAUUGUGAAGAAUUAUGCAUUUGUUCAUAUGCAGAGGGAAAACGAGGCCUUGGAGGCCAUCAGGGAGCUUAAUCAUACGAAAUUGGAGGAUCAAAAAAUCUUUGUGUCCCUCUCUCGCAGUAAUCAACCCAAAAAUAGCAGAGGAGAUGACUAUUUCCCCCCUCCUCCUCCCCAUCACUAUCCACCCCAUCCGCACCAUCCUCCUUACCUGCCCCCACGUCCUCCACUCGGCGAUUUCUAUCCGCCUCGAGGUCGUCUUCCGCCACCACCACUCCCACCGCCACCUCCCCGCUCCUACUACGAGCGCGAAGCAUAUGAGAGGGGUGUUCGCCACGACCCGUAUGCCGCAGCCCCGCAUUUUUACGACCGGGACCCCUACGAGCGGCGUCCUCCGCCUCCGCAGCGACCCCCUUCGCCUCCCGUUGCCCCUCGCUACUACCGAGAGCGCAGCCCUCUGGGCAAUCGUCGGUCUCUGCUGCCUCCGCCGCCCCCACCGCCUCCUAGCUACAUGCGCAGCUAUCCCCGUGGUGCUUUGGGAUCCGCGCUUCCUCCCCCGUCCUCCGCCGCAGCCUCCGGCUAUCAGCGUUACUCGCUCGGCUCAGGCUUUGAUAAAGAUGAUUACAUGGAGGACAAGUACAGCAAUGGCUUCGGCCGUGGCUACUAAGCUUGCUUUGUCCAGAAAGUCUGUACGUCUCCCUUUUUGUAUAAGGCAAGCUAAUAAACAGGGAUAUAUCUGCAGGAAUUAGGAAAUAUUCCAUGAUGCUUGUAGCUAAUUCUCCGAAUGGGUAUAGCGCAGCUAAUAUUCUGUUAAAUUGUUCAGUUUAGCGUGUUAGAAAAUUGUCAUGCUGAUUUAAAUUAGAAUUUAGGGACGAUUUUAUAGUGUAUCAAGGAUGUAGGUGUUGUCACUUUGAGUAUCAUUUCAAGGUGGAAGAUUUGAUUACUUCAAAUUUUUUUUUCAAUUCAGUGCUCUGUUUUGCAUGUCUGUCAGUUUAGAUUGUGAGGGACUGCCUAGUACUAAUGAUUGUAUUGUUAUCAUUUGAUAUUUUUUGUUACAGGGGCUUGAUGUGCUCCUUAUUCAAAUUAACCCUAGCCCACACCAGCAUGCUUAGAUUUUUGUACAACGUGUAGGCAUAUGUUAUUUUAUUUGAUUUUUUUUUUUUUUCCUAAAGCAUGGUAUGUGACUUGCAUGAUUAAGAAAGGUAAGGCUCUGAAUCGAGGUUGAACAACAUUUCGUAUGGAUGGCUUUGAUACAGACCUAGGUAUGUUGCGUUCCAUAGUUGGGACCCGCAUAAGAAAGAGGAGGAAGAGGGAGGAUGGUAUUAAAUGUGUGGUAGUGGGCAGAGCCGGGGGACACCAACUGAUCAUCGAAUCGCAUCUUAACGGCCGCCCGAGCACCACAUCGACUCGGCACACGACGCUUGGAAAUGACGUCGCCUCCUAGGAAAAGCAGCGUCAACUAAAGGAAACUCGUGGAAAACAAAUGACCAUCCGCUACAUAAACUACUACCACAUAGUCGGUAUUGCUCCGAUAAAAUUGUGGCCAGCCCAUUAAUCGUUCACACAGACUCUGUAGCCUUUCUUGAGAUUCAAGACGUUUUAACAUCUCGAUACACUGGACAUGCUUGUGAUUAAAAUUCUUACCAAAACCCAAAUAUUGUAGCCUAUCCUACGUGUGAUGUUUCCCUACGUUCAUUUUGUUAAAACCUUUUGUUAAAAUGUACCUCUGAAAAUCUAUAUCUCGACUGUGGAUGCAAACCGAUGUCUUUAUAAAUGGUUGAGCUCUUUAACAAGUGUCCGAACGUAAGUCGAUUUCUGUGCUUGGUGUGAUUAUUUUAAAAAGAAAUUUAGUCAUGUGCUAGCAGUCGCUGUCUCUCCAGACGUUUAAAUAAAAUAUCUGACUACCGUUUUUUUCCCCCCCUGA
This is a messenger RNA of Neoarius graeffei (lesser salmon catfish), 2406 nucleotides long. RefSeq lists its product as uncharacterized. The record is from RefSeq and is a predicted model, not a curated record. The transcript is spliced from 2 exons. Gene Ontology annotation, cellular component: cytosol. The coding region runs from base 163 to 1149 and encodes 328 amino acids. Gene Ontology annotation, molecular function: mRNA binding. NCBI's taxonomy places the organism in Eukaryota, Metazoa, Chordata, Actinopteri, Siluriformes, Ariidae.